Messenger RNA from Bombyx mori (domestic silkworm), 9321 nucleotides. RefSeq names its product ankyrin repeat and sterile alpha motif domain-containing protein 1B. Gene Ontology annotation, cellular component: cytosol. Lineage: Eukaryota; Metazoa; Arthropoda; Insecta; Lepidoptera; Bombycidae. The transcript is spliced from 18 exons. The record is from RefSeq and is a predicted model, not a curated record. Bases 197 to 6313 code for a protein of 2038 amino acids. Gene Ontology annotation, molecular function: protein binding.
ACAUGAAUUUGUCCGUUUUGAUUUUCGUCAAAUUCCCCUUCCUUGUAUCUGUCAUGGGCUGGGCUUUAAUGUCAAAAUUUUCAAAUAUGGCGGCGCGAUCAAUGAAGUUGUAAAGUGUAGUGAGUGAAUUCUAGCGUAAAAAUGUAAAUUGGCGUUUAAAUUUUGUUUUUGUGUGUGAUAAUAAUAAUAUUAAGCCAUGGGUAAAGGCCAGGAGUUGCUGGAAGCAGCCCGCGCUGGUGAUAGACAGACAGUGGAGAAAAUAUUGGCUCAAUUAAGUAAAAAGGGUGGACCUUUUACAAGUUUAAGACGCGGUCCAGGACCAAAUGUACAAGAUGAUAACGGUUACACACCGCUACAUCACGCCUGUCUUAAUGGUCACAAGGAUAUCGUUCGCGUCUUAUUGUCGUUGGACGCUUCGCCUUGCAUAACGGACAAGAAGGGCGCCACACCUCUCCAUCUGGCCGCUUUCAGGGGUGAUUCCGAAAUCGUCAGAAUGCUGCUUGCUCACUCGAAUCCACGCGUCAAUAUAGACCAACAGACAUGUGACCACGAGACGGCCCUAUUGAUCGCCGCUCACUUCGGCUACGUGGACGUUGUGGCCCAGCUCAUGGCGAAGGGCGCUGACGUCACAGUCAAGAAUAUCAGUAACGAGAACGCCUUGGAUCUCGCUGCUCAAUAUGGCAGGUUGGAGACAGUGAAACACCUGCUUCGGGUUAGGCCUCAGCUCGUAGAUCAGUAUCGGCACAGUCGGAGGGCGCAAGUGUUCUCGUCGACGCCGCUGCACCGCGCCAGCAAACACGGACGGAAAGACGUGGUAGAGGCUCUGAUAGAGGCCGGAGUUGACCUGAACAUCAGGACGUACGACGGUACCCCGCUUCACGAGGCCGCGCGCUAUGGCCGGGCCUCGGUGGUCCAUGUGCUCCUGAAGAACGGAGCCGACCUGAACAUCAAGGAUCGCCGCGGCAACACGGUCUACGAUCUGCUGUCUCUGCUCUCUGAAGAGGCCACGAGGAAAGUAAGGAAAGUGAUUAGAAAAUUUGAAAAAGACAUAUUAAACGAAAGCGACGAAGACAUACCUCCGUUUCCGGUGCACGAAUGUCCCACCCCUACGAAAGCUCCAGAGUUCCAGCAAAAUACUAAAAACCAUUGCUUGUUAUCACCAUCAUCUUCUUCCUUAACUAAAAAUCAUCAGCAAAGUUUUGUACUAAAGCUUGCUUCGAAAUGCUUGGGUAUUAAGGCGAAAUUCAAUUCUGCUCCUAACAUUUCUAACAGUUCUAUUUUGGAGUCAGAUGUCAAUGAUAAAUCCAAGCGCACAGACAGUAAAAAUAUUACAACUACUUUACAUAUAGGUAAAAGUAAAUUUUUCAAAUCGCUGUCGAAAAAGGAGGAUUCUGGAGAAAUUUUAUGUAAUCAUGAAUUCGAUACUAUAUCUUUAGACAGAUUAGGCACCUUGAACAGAGAUUCUGAUCUGAAUAGGAGUAAUAGAAGUUGUCCUGGAUUUAAAAAUUCAUUGCCUAAUAUAUCUGAAAAUAAUGAACUCAGUGGUUCAACUGAAUCUGUGAACAAUAAUAAAGAUUCUAAUGAAUCGAGUCGUAAAGAUGGAAACAGUACUGUGACAGAAGCUAUUAAUUAUAAUAUUUUUGAGCCAAGAAAUAGAAUAUCUGUUAUAUCCGGAGAAUCAACUACAAUUGUAAAUGAAUGUUAUGAACCAUAUGAAUUUUCUAAGUCCGACGAAGAAGAAGAUAUUAAUAGACCUGCUCCGGUUCCUGCCCCCAGACCCAAUGCCAUCCUAUCAAGAGCAAAUACGCUUAAACCUAAGCAGGGUAUUAUUUAUGAAAACUUAUUAAUUCAAAAUCAAACUAUACCAAAACCUGCAACUAGAACUAAUGUUCCCGUAACUAAGGCAAACGUAGAGGAUAAUCAAGUGUUAUACGAAAAUAUAGCAAUAUUAACUAAAAUAAAGCCUGAUCCACCUAAAAGAACCGUAUUACCAUUUCAGUUCUUAGAUAACAAUGAAAAAGCGCCUUCACGGAGCUUGAGUCGUUCUUCAACUAUGUCAUCUGAUUCAAUGAUUGAUGAGACGAAUCUAGAGGACAUACUCCUUUCACAGAAAUCAAAAUCUUUUCGUCACGGAAAAGUCACGUCGUUCAGUAAAGAUUCUAUAAAAACUAGGAUUUGUAGAACAUCGUCAUGUUCUUCGGAUUCGUCUGACGCAACGGAGGCUAGUGCCAUAGAAAAUGUCGAUUGCAGUGGUGAAGCUGAAAAGCUGUUACAAUUGUCUAUGACUGGUACGUUACCGACUAAAAAAGCAGAAAGUAUUAAGAAAAAGAUUCUCUUUAGACAUAAAACGUUCACAAAUAUUGAGGUAGAUAGGAAUUCCACAAAAAUCAAAGAUUUACCACAAUGGAAUAAGGAGUUUUUGAAAGAAACUUUAGCUCACUACCACAUUCGUGGCACUGGUCAUUGUUUAUUUAAAGCCCCAACUGUUGAAGAAUUCCUUUACAUAUUUAAUAGAGAAACCCUUAAUAGCAAAGCAGAGUCUUUGACAAAAAACAAAAGAGACAGUUACUAUGAGACGGCGAUUUGUUUUUGUAAGCCCAAACCGUUAAAAACAUACAGCAGCGCCGAAAAUCUUUUAGAUCUAUCAUUCCAAGAAAAAGAAGAUAAAAUAACUUUGAUAGAUUUCGAAGGUCUAGUGAAAAAAAGCGAAAUAUCAUCUUCGUCGUUUCAAUGCUUUUGUGAUUCCGGUGCCUGCACCCUUCAUUGUAAACAUCGUGAGUCGCCCACGGAUUUCAUUGUGAAAUUUUCUGUUAUGAAGAAAAGUAUAUCAACUCCUGAUAUUACUUUAGAUGAUUCUCCUUAUUCGACAGCUGGUUUAAGUAACUUACCGAAAAACAAAUCCGUGCCGCGGAACCUCGAAGAACCGUACGCUGUUGUCGAAGUGGACGGUAAUAGUGCCCAAAAAAAAUUAGAACAAACAUCUAGUAGUAAAUCGAAUGCGUCAUCUCAGGCAUCGACGUUGUCGUCGACUUCAGAUAGACCGUAUUCUUUGAAAGAUAUCUCUGAAGUUAUAUCGCAAAAUUCAACAUUGACAUCUGACAGUCCGUCUUGUGCUUACAAUUCUGUGCAUUUGCCUGUGCGUAAAUCGACCUCCUCGGAAUACUCUGGUAACUGGUCACUCCGAACUUGUAAUUCAGACGCUACCGUGAGAUCGGACGCGUCCUUCAAAACGUGCCGCGAAGAGUCAUCUGAUGACUCCGACGGGACCUUGCACUCCGAUGAUGACGAAAGCUCUGAUGCUGACACCGUGAAAUCUGACGUCAGUACCACAAAAAGACCGUGGGUUCACAGUAAUUCGUUCAGGUUCGGUGGCAGCACCAGAUCCGACGUUAUCGAGGAGGAUCAAUUUGAGGAGAUGAAUUUGUUCGAAUCUAAAAUGGAAAGCGGUAUUAGUGUUGGGUCGAGUGGUGGGGAGAGUUUGUCGUCGAGUUGGGAAGACGAGAGGCAAGAUAGCGGUAUUCCGAGGACCGACGGGGAUGUGUCGCUUUGUUCGGCUUCGCUUGAGCGGGGUUCGGUCGGGGCUGUUCGCAGCGGGUCGGGGCGCCGCCGGUGGGACGAAACGGAGGGUACCAGCGAGGGCGAUGCGCUGAGCGUGUCCAGUGCAGCAUCUAGCUGUGCGCCCUUGCAUCUAGCUCAUCAUCACGACUACAGUAAAGUAUCGCCCACCCCUCCCAAGAAGCCUCCGCGGAGGAACCUGUCAGUGUCCCCCACUCAUGCUAACUCCCCUUCAUCUGGAUACAGCUAUGAGCUCAGGCCGCAUGCCAGGAGCCAGGAUGAUUUGGACGAUAUACAGGGUGGAAAAAAUUACCUGAGACUCGGUCGAUCUGUUGAUCAUUACGUCGACAGUAAGCUCUCUUAUUCCGAAUAUGAGGAGAACCACAAUUCGCUUCGAGUGGUUCCUGUGCCGACUCCUCGACCUAGCUUGAAGCAGCGGCCCCAACCCGUCGCCAUUACGGCAAUGUACGAAAAUGUCGUCAUAAAAGAGCAGAAUCCACGGAGGAAAUUGAGGAGAAGCUUCGGUCCUAACGAGUUCGACAGAAGCGAGAUGAGCCGAGUAAGGAAAUACUCGAACCAGGAGAGGAGUUCCUUAGAGAGUCUGCUCGACGAACAAUCGCUGAACAGUCCGAGCGACUGCGAGCGUUAUUGCGACGGGCAGAAGGUCGGUGUUCCUUCGUCACCGACUCACUACGAACAGCCGCCCACUCCAGAUCAUCCUCCGCCUUCGGCAAGGCAGGCGGAGAACAGUAUUCACGAGAAAAUUCGACCUUUGAGUCAGGAGUACAAAAGAAGAUCAACGCUGCGUGACAGUCAGACUGAAACCGAAAUGAAUCUACUUAGAGCAGCCUCAGCAGCGUCCGUCGCCAGUGGUGCUACCGAUCGAAGCGGAAAUACUGAUAACUGCGUCGAAGAAUAUGUUUGUGACGUGCCGUUUGCAGGCCUCUUCAAAGGCUCCACGACAACGCUAGACGGGAUCGGUCUUCGGCCGAUGCCAGCCGAGAGGCCGAAAACGUUGCGAAAACUGAAAUCAGUUUACGACGCUUCGCCGACAGAGCCGCCGGUCAUCCACACGGCGACCCUGACCAGCAAUGGACAGGCCCACGAAAGGAACAUCAACGGUGUCGAAGACGAAGUCAGAAGAAGGAGCAACACCACCAGCUCAACGCAUAGCGGGGAUAAAUCGCUGUCCAUACUCAGUCCUUUUGACGAACAGGAGGAAUGGGCGAAGAUAUCCGAGAUAAUGGCGUCGUUUGGCAGCAAACUGGUGCGGGAGUCGGUCUUUGUGUCCGAACUCGAGCAAGAAUUUACAUCCAGACUCGGCCUCAGCUGCUCCGAGUCCAGCCUGAGUCCAUCUAUGGCCUCUAGUCUCGGACUCUGGUUGUCUGGGAUUGGGAUGCACGACUACGAGACAUUGUUCCUGGAUAGUGGCUAUGACGACAUUGAUUUUAUUAAUGGUAUCCUAGACGAGAAUGAUCUUCGCGAGAUGGGAAUAGAAGAGAACGAUAGACAAAAAAUAUUAGAAUCAUCCAAACAAUUACCUCUUAAAAUAGUUGAAAUAAGUAAUAACCAUAACAAUAACGUUAGUAAGAAUCAAAACGAAUCAGUCGAUGAAUGGCUAAGGCAUAUAAACUUGGAGCAAUACAGCGAGACGUUCAGGAAACAUUUGUACGUGGAUAUGGAUAGGGUGAAGAGGAUUUGGGAGGUGGAGCUCACGGCCGUUCUGGAGAUUCAGAAGGCCGGUCACAGGAAAAGGAUUCUAGCGUCGGUUAGCGGCCAACACAACGGACCAGCUAAUAAUAUGGAAGAUAUCAGUGCUGAUCUCAACACUCUGAAAAAUAAUAUACAACAAUUAAAAGAGGAAAUAAAAGAGAAGCUGCCUUCGGAUAAUCUGAAACCAGUUCCCCCUCCCGUGGUACCAUCGCUAGCUCCGCCUGGAGGCGAGACCUUAAAGCGGAGCAAGAAAAACAGACCGGCUCCACAACCUCCGCGACCUUCAGACCUGGAGAUCAGGGCACCUUCGGAGCUGCUGGUCGGGGUCCCAGGGGCUUUGAAGACUCAAUGGAAACAUCAGCCGUUUGUGCUGGUAACCGGAGCUGUGACUUAUGUAGCUAAUUAUCUAGGAUCGACGGUGGUCAAAGAGCUACGAGGGACAGAAUCCACGAAGAAAUCGAUACAGAAGCUAAAGAAAACGACCAAAGAACCAAAAGACUCUCCCGAUAUCAUCCUCUCUAUCAGUUAUAGAGGGGUCAAGUUCCUAAAUACGAUUACCAGGGAGCUGAUCUGUGAACACGAAAUCAGGAAUAUCCACUGCGCCUGUCAGGACGCCGACGACCUCACUCACUUCGCGUACAUAACUAAGGAUCACACAACGAGAAGUCAUUACUGUCACGUGUUCAGAGUGGCUACAAUGGACCAAGCUACCGAAGUCAUACUGACUUUGGGCGAAGCCUUCGAGGUCGCCUACCAGAUGGCGCUGAGGGAGCAGUCAAAUCGCACCAAAGUGACCCAGUCCCUGGCGAAAACCCCCACACACGAUCCUGUGACGACGAGCAACAAGGAGAAGCAGAGUCUGAAUCACGGCCGAUCGCACUCGAUAACCGAGAUCAAGCUGAACGGUCACCAGCUGAAGGUGGCCGCCUUACCCGCGUCACUCUCCAACGAAGACUUCCAGGCCGCGUCUAGGAGCGCGGACGGGUCGCGGAGUCCGAGGACGCCAUUACUCAAAGCGCCUAUAGCUUCGACCGAAGAACUGUGAAAACGCGGUAACCAAACUUUCGAUAAUUAUUUUAAAAAAAAAAUAUGUACGGUUUCGUGGGACACCGGAUAGGAACGAAGUUCUUUAUUAUAAAAAUAUUAAUUUUUAGUUCGAGGUAUAUAGAAAACAAAACUGGAGGUUUCGUAACAAUCCACGGUCAUUCGGUAACGUGCAAACUUAUUGUGGUACACUUCAUUCGCGGUUGUUUGCAUAAGAGUUAGUGUAUUGCGCAAACGAACGCUCUGAGAUCGUGGUCAAUUAAUGAUAAAAAUAUGUUCUUUUUUGUACGUUAUUACAAAGUUAAGACGUACACUGUGUGCAUUACUUAUUAUAUUAUAAAGAUCUUACGUUACGGACGUUUUUUCCCGGUUAGAGUACCCCCUCCGCAUCGACCCAUAAGGAACUUCGUUCCAAAAAAAUAACUGAAAAAAAAAUACAUUAGGUCUUCCUAAACGCAGUGAUUAUCUCCAAGGAUUUCCGCGCUUUAUCUCGAAUAUUGAUUGUAAAUUUUACGCGUAAAAUUAAUUGUAACUUUACUGGAAACCGACCAACACCGGUUUCGGUCGGUCGAAACUAGUUAAAACCGGUUAUAACGGGCUACGAGCGGUCGGUAUUGACCGGCGACUCUGCUUCUCUCGAUCCGAUGAUAUUAGAUGAAAUUAUAAAUUUCACUAUUGAUUAGUAAAAUAAUUGUUAGGGGCGGUCUGUUAUUUAUCGUAGUGAUGUUUGUUUCUGUGUAUAUUUUUGUUUCGUGUACAUGUGUGUUUCUGUGUUUGUGUGUAUGUGUCUCUUUCGUUACGUCAGCAUUUAGUUUUUUUUUUUUUUAACGGCAGCUAAAUAUUGUUACGGCCUGACAUUGAGAUUUUGAACUUCGCACCGUAUUUACUAGUGAUUCGUUUUACAUGAACGUCUGUUCAUUUUGAUCUCUAUCGAAGUAUUUGAGAAUUUUUCUAAAUAAAUUUUCUAAAAAAAUAUAUUUGAAUAUAACAGAAAUGUGCUUUAAAAAUUUAUCUCUGUCUGAAUUGUUUCGCGAAGAAAACUCGUUUGUGAUUUUCUUCAAUAAAAUUAAACAUUACGGCCUCAAUCUAUAAUCUCUUAGGUACUAAAGACAUGUUACCAAAUUAUUGGUGUCUUAAACGCAUUGUAUAUAUAUAUUAUCGUAUAAGUAACUAGAAAUAAAUUAUUGAAACCAUCUUAUGACAUAGAGUUUCGCCUAUUACGACAUAUAGUACAUAAAACAUAUCAAAACGAUGUUAUUCUGAUAACGACCAGAAUCCGUUGGCUCUUGAACGCAUUCAAUAUAUAUUAGAGCGUGGGUCUAGAUGUAGUGGUUUACUAAACCUAAGGGUGACCACACGUGGAAUGUUGUAUUUGGAUAUAAAUGAAACGUGUUGUAAACGGUUAUGUUACACAUGUGUGUUAGUCGCGAUAUUGUUCGUUAAUUAUUAUGAGCUUCCAAAGUUGAUUUUGCUUGUACUGUGAAUAAAGUUAUGGUCACAAAAUGGCGUAAUAUUGAAAGAAAAAAAAAAAUGCAAGAUUUCUCUUCGAUUACUGCAACGGUUUGCUCAAAAUUAGUUUUGGAGGUUAUAUGACGUCACUGUAUGUCUUUAUUAAUGUACAUUCUUUGUCGAUUAUUUUUUUCGUGAAACGGACUAAGUUGAAUUUGCAUGUUUCAAUUUUGUAAUGAAAAUGCAUUAUAGUAAAAUUUGUUAUUAGUCGAAUAAUGCACAUUUUUCCGUCUCGAAGUCGAAAUAUGUAAAAUUCACAUUAAAUGAUACAAUUUAUAUUACUAUGUAUGUAUAAAAUACUUGAAAUAAAACUGUAUAAAGUCAUGAGUUAUAAAACUCCAUAAAACAAUACAAAACGAAUUUGUCGCAAAACCUUUUUUUGCAAUAAUAUAUAAUCUUAUACGCUAAACUAAACAUAAAUACUUCAUAUUUCAUUGGCCGCAAUAAAAGUGAAGGUAGUUAGUUGCGUCACACGAGUUCGUUGAACUCGAACGCCAGCUGUUUUUAACUGCGUUACAUUGCGCGCCGAAGUAUUAGAUAGUGAGAAUGCUUCACACUCGUACGUGCGAUGUAAUGUAAUUAAAAAUUAACAGACCCUAUGAAUGUGAGUACGCGGGCUCCAAUCUUGUCUAGACUAAAAAUUACUUUUUUUUUUAUUGCUUAGAUGGGUGGACGAGCUCACAGGCCACCUGGUAUUAAGUGGUUACUAGAGCCAAUAUACAUUUACAACGUAAAUGCGCCACCCACCUUGAGAUGAGAUAUAAGUUCUAAGGUCUCAAGUAUAGUCACAACGGCUGCCCCCACCCUUACAAUCGAAACGCAUUACUGCUUCACGGCAGAAAUGGGCAGGGUGGUGGUACCUACGCACGCGCAGUCACAAGAGGUCCUACCUGAACUUUUAAAAAAAAUAAAAAGUGUUUAUGUUUAUUGUAGUAGUUUUUCUUCUUUCGACUUCGGGAUGGAUCUUCUGGUGUCCUGGAUACGUCGUCACCAGGGAACGUAACCUUUAAGUCUGAGCGCAUAUUGUGCGUUAAAAGUUUCUCUAUCUCUUACCAACACAAGUGUUGGAUGGGUUAGAAUGCGUUGCCAAGAUGCCGACGUCAUUGAAUAAGUUUUAGUUAUAGGCACGUCCGGAAACACGCCGGACAGGCGCACACAAUAUGCGCCCAGGCCUAAAUCGCUUACCGUCUAACAACGUAAGCUAAACGAAAAUUGUUUUCAUAAAUACACGUUACAUUUAAACUAAAUACUAUUAUUUAUUAUAUAGACUUCUGGAUGUGAAUCAAAAUGUAAAUUUUAAUGUUUUCAUUUUAUUUCGUCUUUGUUUGUACAAUAAAACUAUUUUAAUUAAUUAAAAUACCUUUUGUUUGUUUCAAUGUCUUCCUAAGGACGUUUUUAAUGACCGACUUAGCUUGUUCCAACCACAAUUGUAUGACGUUUAAAAUUUAAUAUCUUUUUGUGAUAAGCAAAUGAUACAUAAAGUAAAUGCAUCAAGUUUUA